Pongo pygmaeus (Bornean orangutan) is the source of this 3010-nucleotide messenger RNA. RefSeq names its product GTP cyclohydrolase 1 (gene GCH1). The record is from RefSeq and is a predicted model, not a curated record. The transcript is spliced from 6 exons. Bases 244 to 996 code for a protein of 250 amino acids. Lineage: Eukaryota; Metazoa; Chordata; Mammalia; Primates; Hominidae. Gene Ontology annotation, molecular function: GTP binding; zinc ion binding; GTP cyclohydrolase I activity. Gene Ontology annotation, cellular component: cytoplasm. Gene Ontology annotation, biological process: tetrahydrofolate biosynthetic process; tetrahydrobiopterin biosynthetic process.
GGCGGUGCCGGCCAAUGGGAAUGCCCCGCGGCGCCGGCUGAGCCGCCGGGCCAUAAAAAGGAGGCGCGGACGGGUUUUCCAGCUUGUGGCCGCCCCCGGCUCGGAGUGUGACAUAAGCAGGUCGUAUACCUUUCUCAGGUGACUCCGGCCACAGCCCAUUGUCCGCGGCCGCCGGCGGAGUUUAGUCGCAGACCUCGAAGCGCCCCGGGGUCCUUCCCGAACGGCAGCGGCUGCGGCGGGUCCAUGGAGAAGGGCCCUGUGCGGGCUCCGGCGGAGAAGCCGCGGGGUGCCAGGUGCAGCAAUGGGUUCCCUGAGCGGGAUCCGCCGCGGCCCGGGCCCAGCAGGCCGGCGGAGAAGCCCCCGCGGCCCGAGGCUAAGAGCGCGCAGCCCGCGGACGGCUGGAAGGGCGAGCGGCCCCGCAGCGAGGAGGAUAACGAGCUGAACCUCCCCAACCUGGCAGCCGCCUACUCGUCCAUCCUGAGCUCGCUGGGCGAGAAUCCCCAGCGGCAAGGGCUGCUCAAGACGCCCUGGAGGGCGGCCUCGGCCAUGCAGUUCUUCACCAAGGGCUACCAGGAGACCAUCUCAGACGUCCUGAACGAUGCUAUAUUUGACGAAGACCAUGAUGAGAUGGUGAUCGUGAAGGACAUAGACAUGUUUUCCAUGUGUGAGCAUCACUUGGUUCCAUUUGUUGGAAAGGUCCAUAUUGGUUAUCUUCCUAACAAGCAAGUCCUUGGCCUCAGCAAACUUGCGAGGAUUGUAGAAAUCUAUAGUAGAAGACUACAAGUUCAGGAGCGCCUUACGAAACAAAUUGCUGUAGCAAUCACGGAAGCCUUGCGGCCUGCUGGAGUCGGGGUAGUGGUUGAAGCAACACACAUGUGUAUGGUAAUGCGAGGUGUACAGAAAAUGAACAGCAAAACUGUGACCAGCACGAUGUUGGGUGUGUUCCGGGAGGAUCCAAAGACUCGGGAAGAGUUCCUGACUCUCAUUAGGAGCUGAGCUUCAGUGUGUGUGCGUUGGUUGCCGAUCGUACUGCCAGUAGCCUUGUCUGUCUGUCUGGUCUUGUUUGUACAUUCCAUUUUCAAUUGUUACAGAUGUGAACUUUAUUCCUUGUCACUAAUUACAUUUAAAAUUAUUUCUAGGAAGUCAAAUAAAUAUAAUAAAGGGUUGAGCCCUCUACUUUCUUCUUGCCACCUUUUUUGUGGCAAUAUUAAAGUGAACUGCUAAUAGUGUAAGUACAUGCACAAAACCACUGCCAGAUAACCAGAGGGGCCUGGGAAGGGAGAAGAAUUAGUGUAGUUUUUUCAAAUAGUACAGUAAUUUGACUCAUAAGCAUAGGAGCAUUGGGAAUGAGAGGGAACUGGGCCCAGUAUACUGUUUUUUUCUUCCUCCAGUAAAAGUGGUGUAGUGCUGAAAGUGCUAAAAUAUUUAGUGCGGUAUUGCUCUGUGAAUUCAAGUUCAACAGACUCCACUUUGGUCAUGUUUAUUAAACCACCAGUGACAUUUAAAAAUAUAUUUUUAGCAGUUGUAAUGUUAGUCACCAAGGGAAGGUGGUGGAAUGUCUAUGUUUUUGAUUUUACUGUGAGUUAAAAAGGCACAUUUCUACCUUCUAUUGUUUUUUUAAAUUCAAGAAUAGGGAAUUAGUUCCUGGUGUUGUUUACGAGUGUAUUCUCAUGUCAACAUACAGGGAUUUAGACAUUUAACUCUCUGUGCCUUGAUAAAGAAUAUCAUUUAGAGUGUAGAUACUUUUGCCUUUUUAAAAAAAGCCAUUAUUUUAUGAGACUUAGUACUCACACUGCAAAUAACUAGUCAUCUCAGUUUUAACUUUAUAGGUUUAUUGAGAGUUUCCUUUGUGUGAUCCAUGUAGAUGCCUCAAAAUGUUUCUUCGUCUUCUUUUUUCUAACCUUAUAAGAUAUUUUUCUAAGUAUUUCCAGAAACAUUUGAGAGUGCCCAUCAUUUUCAGGUCUGCAGAACCAUAGCUUCCACGCACCUGAAAGAGCACAGAAUGAAUGACGGUGGAAGACAUUAUGAGCUGUGUCCAAUGUUCUAACCAAAGCUUAUCAUACCAAUGAUCUGUGAAAAUGCACUGGAAGCUUCUGGUCCCGGUUUCCUUUGUGGUCUACGUGGGUCUUGUCCUCGUUGUAACUCCGUAUAGGUGGUAUAGGUAUUUUAAUCCUGGAAGCUGUUGCCUUAUUAAUGAUUAUCUUAAACUUUCCUCCAUUGGGGCAGCGUGGGCCAAAUUAAAACAAACAAAACCGCAACUCCUCCACAGAAACACAAACACAGUUAUUCUAUGAAGUUUAUUAUUUGGUUGACAUAGUGCUCUUCAAAUUCAUCCCAUUACCCUAAAAGUAAUAACUUUGAUGCUUGCUUUAACUUUAGUCCCAUCUCUGCCACUUUGAUGCUAUUUGGGUUAUGAUGGGGCAAGAUGGCAGAGGUAUUGGGUUUUUUUGUUUUUUUCCAUUCCUCUCUACUUCUGUCUAUUUCCUAGCUUUUUCUUUCUGGAGUUUAAGUACAGUGAUGGUUGGCUUGAGUACCUUUUUAAAUCUAGCCCAGUAUAAACAUUAGCCUGCUUAAUAUUUAGACAUUUAUAGGUAGAAUUCUGAGCACUCAACUCAUGUUUGGCAUUUUAAAGUAAAAACAAGUGUGACUUCGAGGACCAAAGAAAUUGUUAGCUAUACAUUUAUCUUUAUGAACUCAUUUAUAUUCCUUUUUAAUGACUCGUUCUAACAUUUCCUAGAAGUGUUCUUAUAAAGGUCUAAUGUAUCCACAGGCUGUUGUCUUAUUAGUAAAUGCAAAGUAAUGACUUUGUCUGUUUUACUCUAGUCUCUAGUACUUCAAAAUUACCUUUUCAUAUCCAUGAUCUUGAGUCCAUUUGGGAGAUUUUAAAGAAUUUGAUGUAUUUCAAUACACUGUUCAAAAUUAAAUUGUUUAAUUUUAUGUAUGUGUAUGUAUGUUCCUGAAGUUGGUCCUAUUUAAAUUAUUAAAGUAUUGUAACUUUGUUCUUGUGAAA